AUGGAGGUAUCCUCUGAACUUUUCAGCAAAGUGUGUACCCCCUGGCAGAGGGUGCUGCUCACAGCCUCCCUCUUUACCUGCUGGCUUCUGUCCACCACUGCCAAGGUCACUAUCCAUUCACCGCUCCAAGUGGUUGAAGGACAAAACGUUUUUCUACGAGUUGACAAUCUUCCAGAGAAUCUUCUAGCUUUUGCCUGGUACAGAGGACUGACAAAUUGGAGGGUCGCAAUUGCACUGCAUUUAGUGGAGUAUAAUGCAAGUAUGACAAAGCCUGAGCACAGUGAUAGAGAGAUAUUGCACAGCAACGGGUCCCUGUGGAUCCAAAAUGUUACUCAAGAGGACACAGGAUAUUACACUUUUCAAACCAUAAGUAAACAUGGAAAACUGGUAUCAAAUACAUCCACAUUUUUUCAGGUGCGCUCCUCUCUUUUCACCUGUGGGCGUCCUCCCUUCCCUGCGAAGCUCACUAUUGAAUCAGUGCCGCCCAGCGUUGCUGAAGGGGGAAGCGUUCUUCUCCUUGUUCACAAUCUUCCAGAGUAUUCUCAAUUAUUUUUCUGGUACAAAGGCUUGACUUUGUUUAAUGAGGUUGAGAUUGCGGAAUACAGAAUCGCCAAGAAUUUAAGUGAUCCAGGCCCUGCCCACAGCGGUAGAGAGACAGUGUUCAGCAAUGGAUCCCUACUGCUCCAGAAUGUCACCUGGAAAGACACAGGAUUCUACACCAUACAAACUGUGAAUGGAUUUCAGGAAAUGGAAUUAGCACACAUUUACCUUCAGGUGGACAGUAAACUCUCCCCCUGCUGUGACCCUCUUGACUCUGCCCAACUCAGGAUUGAUCCAGUGACUCUGCAUGCUGCUGAAGGAGAAAGUGUUCUUCUCCAGGUCCAUAAUCUGCCAGAAGAUGUGCAAACCUUUUCCUGGUACAAAGGUGUGGAUAGCACUCCAUCCUUUACAAUUGUAGAAUACAGCAAGGCGAUGAAGUCCAUUUUCAGUGGCUACGCACACAGCAGAAGAGAGACAGGGUACAUUAAUGGAUCCCUGCUGCUCCAGGACGUGACUGAGAAAGACACUGGCUUCUACACACUAGUAACAAUAGACAAAUAUGUGAAAGUUGAAAUAGUGCAUGCACAAGUCACCGUCCACAAGCUUGUGACACAGCCUGUCAUGAGAGUCACAGACAGCACAGUUAGAGUACCGAGCUCAGUUGUCUUCACUUGUUUCUCAGACAACUCUGGGAUCUCCAUCCGUUGGCUCUUCAACAAUCAGAGUCUGCAGCUCACAGAGAGGAUGACCCUGUCCCCAUCAAAGUGCCAACUCAGGAUACAUACUGUGAGGAAGGAGGAUGCUGGAGAGUAUCAAUGUGAAGCCUUCAACCCAGUCAGCUCAAAGACCAGUCUCCCAGUCAGCCUGGCAGUGAUGAAUGAGUGA
Mus caroli (Ryukyu mouse) is the source of this 1425-nucleotide messenger RNA. Its product is annotated as pregnancy-specific glycoprotein 22-like. Gene Ontology annotation, molecular function: protein tyrosine kinase binding. The record is from RefSeq and is a predicted model, not a curated record. Gene Ontology annotation, cellular component: cell surface; plasma membrane. Gene Ontology annotation, biological process: regulation of immune system process; signal transduction. NCBI's taxonomy places the organism in Eukaryota, Metazoa, Chordata, Mammalia, Rodentia, Muridae.